GACCUCGGAAUGUACAUGUUACAAAACAUUAGAAACUAGCCUGUGGUGGUGUAAUUAAAAAGCAGAGACAGAGGAGCGUGUCGCCAGCCUCAUAACUUGGUUUCCCUGAAUGUAAGGACUGGAAUAUGUCAACCAAUGGAUCCUGCUACAACCACAGCUGCGCAGCUGCAGAACGACUGUGAGACAGAGUCAAGUUCAGUCUGGAGUUGGUGGCCUUCCUGGCGUCCAACCUCCAUGUCCCUUUUGAAGACUACAGAGUCCAAGAUUCUGGCUUGUAUUCAGAAAGACCUAUGGGCUAGGUUCGUCACCCUACCAAACCAGGAUCGAAUAUGGACUCUGACCCUCACCAACAAGGUGCUGCGCAAACCAGCAGAAAAAGUCCCAAAGACUCCCCUGGUGAUGGUCCACGGCUUUGGAGGAGGGGUAGGCCUGUGGAUCAGGAACUUAGAGGCGCUGAGUCGAUCGCGGCCUGUUUACGCGUUUGACCUCCUGGGCUUCGGCAGGAGCUCCAGGCCUCCCUUCCCCUCAGAUGCUGCCAAAGCAGAGGAGCAGUUUGUCAACUCUAUCGAGCAGUGGAGGCAGUCUGUAGGCCUGGAGAACAUGAUUCUGCUGGGACACAGUCUGGGGGGGUACCUGGCUGCCUCUUACGCCAUCCAGUACCCUUCAAGAGUUUCACAUCUUAUCCUGGUCGAUCCCUGGGGUUUCCCCGAGCGACCCCAGACCCAGACCCAAGAGGAUGAAGGUCAGGGGACUCAGGUGGUGAAGAGGCCGCCCCUUCCGCGCUGGGUAAAAGCUAUUGCAGCAGUGGUUUCCCUCUUCAACCCACUGGCUGUCAUCAGAGCAGCAGGCCCGUGGGGUCCGGGCUUGGUGAACAGAUUCCGUCCUGAUUUCAAAAGGAAAUUUGAAGAUCUGUUUGACGAUGACACUAUGACGCAGUACAUCUACCACUGUAACGCACAAACCCCAAGUGGUGAGGUGGGUUUCCGGGCCAUGGCAGAGUCUCUGGGCUGGGCUAAGAGGCCCAUGCUGCAGCGGGUUCACCUGCUGCCCCCCACCAUGCCCCUCACCAUGCUGUAUGGAGCACGAUCCUGGGUGGACAGCUCGUCUGGGGACAGAGUGGUCCAGAUCAGGGACCAGGCCAACACUGAAGUCCUGCUGAUAAAUGAAGCCUCUCACCACGUGUACGCUGAUCAACCAGAGGAGUUCAACAGAGUGGUGGGAAGUAUAUGUGACUCUGUUGACUGACUGCCAUAGUGUGUGUGCGCGUAUGGUUGUGUGUCUUAAAGGACUGGAAGUAUACAGACAAUUCAUGCUGGUUUUCAGCACUGAAACCUUUGCAUGCGUUUGGGGCAUAUCUAGACAUCAUGUAGCUCAACAUGAGUUUGAAUGUAAUUUGUUAUUAUUGAUAUUAUUGUAGUAAAUCUCUCUUGUCAUUUAUCAGCUGAUAUAAGCUUCUUUCAUUUAAGUGUUGUUAGCAAAUGAUUUAUUUAUAAAAUGAUUUUGUUUGUCGUUGUGUUCAUACAGAGUAAUGAGUAAACCACUUAAGUCAGUGCUAAAUUAUGUUGUUACGUUUUAACAGUAAGUGAAACACGCACACCACUCUGGAUGCACUGGGUUUAUGUGUUGCAGAGCAGCCACAGGGCUACAGAUUGACACUUUUUACAUGUGCCUGACAUGAACUGUACUGUAUGAGCUUUUUUUGUUUCUUUGAUCCUUGCUUUUCUCUUACAUCUUUCCCACAGUAUCAAACAGCUGUUUGUAUUUUAUACUAUGAAAACAAUAAAAGCUUAUUCGACAAAAUA
Messenger RNA from Morone saxatilis (striped sea-bass), 1802 nucleotides. RefSeq names its product abhydrolase domain containing 4, N-acyl phospholipase B (gene abhd4). The coding region runs from base 136 to 1245 and encodes 369 amino acids. Gene Ontology annotation, molecular function: phosphatidylcholine lysophospholipase A1 activity. Gene Ontology annotation, cellular component: lipid droplet. The record is from RefSeq and is a predicted model, not a curated record. The transcript is spliced from 8 exons. Lineage: Eukaryota; Metazoa; Chordata; Actinopteri; Moronidae.